AUGGAAAACAUUUACAUGCAGCCGCAGUUGAUCGACAGAAAGUGCGACGAGGGCUGCACAACUCCCCUCCCAAAUGUCGCCAAGGGUGCACCCUUCGAACACGGAAGUCCAUCAGACGAGGUUCUUCGGGGUCAUCCUCGGGUCGCCAACGCCUUCAGUCAUUGUGGGUCGCGCACAGGCGGUCGCAGUAAACUGCACUUUUGGCUAACAGCAGCAGCUGCUGCUACCACGCAUGUGCCACCAACUGCUACGGGGAAAGAUUUACUGGCAGCGGUUCUGAAGGGCGCACACCGCGAGCCUGUUCUUCCGAUUAAGUUUGCCAACAGGAGGGAAUUGUGCCUCUGA
Molecule: messenger RNA, 345 nt
Organism: Mesocestoides corti
Lineage: Eukaryota; Metazoa; Platyhelminthes; Cestoda; Cyclophyllidea; Mesocestoididae
Source: the annotation of a GenBank genome assembly